Hippocampus zosterae (dwarf seahorse) is the source of this 4321-nucleotide messenger RNA. It is a transcript of the gene sort1b, whose product is annotated as sortilin 1b. Gene Ontology annotation, biological process: vesicle organization; Golgi to endosome transport; endocytosis. Bases 320 to 2770 code for a protein of 816 amino acids. Gene Ontology annotation, molecular function: protein binding. The record is from RefSeq and is a predicted model, not a curated record. NCBI's taxonomy places the organism in Eukaryota, Metazoa, Chordata, Actinopteri, Syngnathiformes, Syngnathidae. Gene Ontology annotation, cellular component: membrane; Golgi apparatus. The transcript is spliced from 20 exons.
GUGAGCGGAGGUACAGAGCCAAAAAGUCCGCUUGGUGUCAAGUGGACCAUUCAGUCUUUGGCGUUCAGCUCCCAUCGUCAAUUAUUAUACUGUAUGUAAAUAGAUAUUUAUAUUUUUACAUUAUUUUCUGGACUUGAGGGUCUAUGUAUCGGAUAUAAAAUCGUGAAAUUAUCGCUGUCAGCGGCGUUUGUGUUUUGUUGAUGUCAUUCGCAUCACCAAAGCCCGUAGCGACCUUCAAUUAUAUCAGCGAGGCUUCAAUAUAAAUUUAUUUUUCCAAACUCUUUUCCUUUUUUUUUUUAAUCUUAGAGUGGCGACAAGUAUGGGACUUUCGCUCCGCGGCUGCCUGCUGUUGUCCCUCUUAACUCUGACAGCCGGUGCGGAUUUCCUGGACCUCAACAAAGCGUCCGGACGGACUUUUUUUCGAGAUUCGAACCGAUUCAAGGGGUCCGCGGCAGCAGGUUGGGGUCACAGCGUGAGGAAGAGGAGCGCCCAGCCGGACGCCUCCUGCGACGCUCUUCAAGGAUAUGAGGCCAAGUUGGAGAACAACACGCACCGUCAUACUUUCCAUGACCUGAGUGGAUCGGUGUUACUGGCCUGGGUUGGAGAUGGCACGGGGGUCAUCCUAGCUUUGACCACAUUCCACGUUCCCAUCUUCAUGAUCAAUUUAGGACAGUCGAAACUCUAUCGAAGCGAGGACUAUGGCAAGACCUUCCUGGACGUCACCAAGCUCAUCAACAACACCUUCAUCCGAUCGGAGUUUGGCAUUGCCAUCGGCCCUGAGAAUUCUGGCAAAGUCAUCUUGACUGGCGAGGUGUCCGGUGGUCACCGCUCUCGGAUUUUUGUCUCGAGCGACUUUGGAAAGAGUUUCACCCGCCUGGACCUUCCCUUCAAUCCGACCUCGGCCAUCACGUACAAUCCGGAGAAUUCCGACGUGCUGCUGGGCCUCAGCAACAAAAGGGAGCUGUGGCUGACGAAAGAUUUUGGCCUCAAUUGGAGAAAGAUCCACAGCAUGGUCUGUAUGGUGAAAUGGGGGACGAAGAACGCCAUCUUUUUUUUAACCAAUCCCAACGGAUCCUGUAAUGCCCGCGGAGCGCUGGAGAUCAGGAGGACAACUGAUUUCGGGCAAAACAUCAAGACCGUCGCCAACAAGAUCUACUCCUUCGGCCUCGGCGGUCGCUUCCUCUUUGCUUCUGUGAUGACGGGCGAGGCCACUCAGAGGCGGAUCCACGUGUCGGCGGACCAGGGCGAUACCUGGAACAUGGCUCAGUUGCCAUCCAUCGGUUCCGAUCAGUUCUACUCCAUCUUGGGAGCCAGUAACGACAUGGUCUUCAUGCACGUCGACGAACCGGAGGAUGAUGGCGUCGGCACCAUUUACGUUUCGGACGACCGGGGCACCGUCUUCUCCAAGUCGCUGGAGCGCCACCUUUACACCACCACGGGGGGCGAGUCCGACUUCACCAACAUCACCUCCCUGCGGGGGGUUUUUAUCACUAGCACCCUGACCGAAGACAAGUCUGUGAGGUCAGUGAUGACCCAUAACAUGGGAGGAGAGUGGACCCCCUUGCGGAAGCCCACCAUCAGCAACUGCGACUCAAAAGGCAAGCGACCAGAAGAGUGCGCUCUCCACAUCCUUGCGACAUACAGCACUGCUAUGAGGCUAAACGCCCCCAUGCUGCCCCUGAGCGAACCGAACGCUGUGGGUUUAAUAUUAGCCCAUGGGAGUGUCGGCAACGACAUCUCGGUGAUGACCCCCGACGUGUUUGUGUCUGAUGACGGCGGCUACACGUGGAUGAAGGCUCUGGACGGGCCGCAUCAUUAUGCCAUUCUAGACUCGGGUGGGCUGCUUGUGGCCGUGGAGCACAACCCCGAAGAACCGGUCGACGUGAUCAAGUUCUCUACGGAUGAAGGACAAUGCUGGCACACGUACAAGUUCACCGAGGAGCCCAUCUUCUUUACGGGGCUGGCGUCGGAACCGGGCGCCCGCUCCAUGAACGUCAGCAUUUGGGGCUACAAAACCAGCAUCGUCAACCAGCACUGGGUCUCCACCACCAUCGACUUCCGGGAUCUCAUUACCAGAGACUGCGUGAAGACAGAUUACGUGCAGUGGUUGUCGCACUCGGAUAAUAUCAGCGAUCCCAGCAACGGUUGCAUCCUGGGCUACAGGGAAACAUUCCGGCGCCUCCGCAAGGAUUCCGUUUGCUGGAACGGACGAGAUUAUUUGGUCAGCACGGAGCUGGCGCCUUGCCCGUGCACUUUGUACGACUUCUUCUGCGACUUUGGAUACUACCGCAAAGAGAAUAGCGCCGAGUGUGUGGAGGAGCCCGACCUGCAAGGCAAGAUGCUGGAGUUCUGUCUGCAUGGUCGAGAGGAACAGCUGCGCACACAAGGCUAUAGGAAAAUCCCUGGUGAUAAAUGUGAGGGCGGUACGAUUCCUGAGCGUAAAGAAAUUGAUCUCAGUGUGAGGUGUGUGAGUGAUCUGCUGGGCCCGAGUGAUAUGCAGCAGACAAAAGGCAACUCCUCUACAUCGGUAGCCAUUGUGCUCACGAUAGUCAUCAUGCUACUGAGCGUUGCUGCCGGAGUCCUCAUCAUCAAGAAAUACGUCUGCGGCGGCAGGUUCCUGGUCCACAGAUACUCGGUACUGCAGCAACAGGCCAACGAAAAUGCGGCGGAAGGCGUGGACAACGCCUUGGACGACCAGUUGGACAGCGAGCACGGACUCAACGGAAAGAUGGACUUUCACGACGACUCUGACGAGGACCUGUUGCAGUAGCAACCGGAGAGGUCUGUCAAUCAUUCUCGAGGGAUUUCCAGCCUGGCGUUCCCGGCGACCGGACGCUUCUUAUGUCGCGCUACUUCUUUUUCGCUCGCACUUUGAUCUGGCGUCACUCAAACUGUCCUCUUGCCAACUCUUUUAAAUGCACAUGCUCCGAAGUGAAGAGAAAUUAAGUUUGGAAAGAAAGUAUGAGAAUUUCCGCCCCUUUGAAGUACACAGCACAACUCCGAGCGUCCGUUCGAGAGCAAUAAAAUGUACAGACUUAUUUGCGUGCAUGUCCAAACGCUUUUGCCAUGUAGCUGGAGCUGCUACGCUUGAUCAAUGAAGGAUGCAAAACACUCGAGAGAAUAUUCCAGAGAACCUUAAACUUUCCGCUGGCAACCGGUUCAGGGUGUCCCCCUGCUGCCCGAUGUGGGCUCGAAUUGUCCCAACUUCUGCCGUGUUGCAAUUUUUGCAGCGCAAAACUACAACUGAAGUCAUAACCACAAGCCCCUCUUGUCACAAUUUCAAAAGUUUUGGACUCAAAAUAAUUUUUAGACCAAUUGUUACACCGGUUGGGUUGUAUUCUCUAAGGUUCGUUUUCCUUUGAUGCAUGUUUAGACUGGAAACUCCAAAUAUGGGCAACUACCGAUACAAUCGACUUGGCUUUGAAGUCGAGUAGACGACUAUGCACAAUUGUUCCCGCGUUCCAGGCGUCUCACUAACGGUUCUCUUGAUAUUCUAACAAAACGGAUCGACGAGAUUUUUCAAUAAGUCACAUUGUGACAUCGCCAUGUUUGGAGAGCUCGCUUAAGAUAAGAUAUCCUUUAUUCAUCCCACAAUGGGGAAAUUUACAGCCUCCAGCAGCAAGAAUGUAUAUAGAAAGAAGAAAGGAGAAAGAGAAAAAAAAAACAACAAACAUCUUUCAAUUAAAUACAAUAUGAACACAAUGGAUAAAAAUUAGUAUUAUCAUUAUAAUUAUAAUAUAUUAUAAUUACCGGCACAUUUGAAAAUAAUCAGCUGACAUGAGACCAACAUGUUUUUUUUGACAGAUGAACGUUGGCCAGGCACUCGCGACAUUUGUACACGUUCGGAUGUUUUUUUUUUCGUCCCCUCUCUUGAGAUAUCUGCACUUCUUUUUUUUAAUGUAUUUGUUUUGAGCACGUUCAGAAUGCAGUACAUGUGGUGUGGAUCAUAUUUGGAAAAAUUGUUAGCUUCCUAGCAUCCAUGCCCAAGUUAUUUUUAAACGUUCUUGACAAGAAAAACAAAAAACAAAACAAACACUAACUCAAGACACCAGUUGCCUCCAUUGGGCGCGCCAGAGAAUCGACGCAUAUUUUCACAAACGCAUUUCUCAAUACUGAGACGGCGAGCUGAAAAUGACCACGGCAAUUAUAUGCUACGAGGCCAACAUAAUAAAAGUGACGUCAUCAUAUUCUUCUUAGCGUCUAAAAAUAGGAUAUGUAAUUUAAUAAGGGUUACGUGUAAAUAUCUUUUUAUCUGCCGUUUGUAUCAUGUCAGGCAAUUUUAUCUUUGGGUUUGCCAAUAAAUUUCGAUUGUUCCUUGUGA